Molecule: messenger RNA, 1821 nt
Organism: Mus pahari (shrew mouse)
Lineage: Eukaryota; Metazoa; Chordata; Mammalia; Rodentia; Muridae
Gene: Cenpt
Product: centromere protein T
Exons: 13
Coding region: 60-1640 (526 amino acids)
Biological process (GO): kinetochore assembly; chromosome segregation; mitotic cell cycle
Cellular component (GO): kinetochore
Molecular function (GO): protein heterodimerization activity; DNA binding
Source: RefSeq, a predicted model, not a curated record
GCGGUGGGAACGCGGGGCUCGCUGCCGCUUGAGUUGUUAGGAGGGGUGGGGUCCUGAACAUGGCGGACCUCGGCUUUUCCGACGGUGAUCCGACCGUACGCACGCUGUUGCGGCGCGUGCUGGAGACAGCAGAUUCGCGCACUCCGAGGAGACGUCGGAGCACUCAAACCAAUGCACAAAGAAGACAGUCUCGACAGUCUCAAACACCGUACUCUACCAGGCAGGGCAGCCAAACAAAGACAAGUGCUAGAAAGCAAUCCCGAGUAACCAGGUCAGUUGGCAGAUCGACUCGUGUUCAAGGUCGUGGGCACUUGGAGGAACAGACACCCCGGACUCUGCUGAGGAAUAUCUUACUAACUGCCCCAGAAUCUUCCACUGUGAUGCCAGACCCAGUGGUAAAGCCAGCACAAGUACCAGAAGUGCCCCAGUCCUCCAGACGGGAAAGCAGUUGGGGAAGCCUGGAGCUACACCUUCCUGACCUGGAGCCCCCCUCAACCCUGGCUCCAGGUCUAACAGUACCCGGCAAAAGGAAGCAAAAGCUGAGGUUGUCAGUAUUUCAGCAGGAAGUGAACCAGGGCUUGCCUCUCUCCCAAGAGCCACGUGAGAGUGCUGAUAUUUCGUCCUUGGCCAGCUCCUUCAACCUCACCUUUGCUCCACCUGGUCAGCCAGAGACAGUGGAGAGACCUGGUCUGGCUCGAAGACGUCCCAUCCGCCGGCUUGUGAAUGCUAGUGCCUUUUUGCAGGAUCUGGAAGACAAUUCCUUAACCUCUGCUCCUCCAGGUGACAGUCAGAGAACACCUGGUGCUGCUCCACUGAUGGAUGUAGGCUUGGAAGACGACGACACACAGCCUUUCUCACAGCCCUUGGCUGACUCUUCCCUUAGUGGGAAACACUCUCUGCCCAAGCCUUCUCGCCCUGAAGUUGAAGAUACUGAAAGAGUUGUGGGCCCAGGGACACCAAGCUCUGGGACCAGGCUGCAGAACCAGAUGAGCAGAACUGCCUCUGCUGCCUCUCCUUUACCCUUCCUGGAGCCACAGCCACAGCCUGAAAAACUGAGAGAAGCAGUGGGAUCCAACGAGGCUGCGGAGCGCAAGGAUGGAGAAGGAUCUUCAGGGCAUGAGGAAACUUGUGUUAGGCCAGCAAGUGGAGAAUUAUCCUCCAGCGCCCACGACUCACUCCCAGCUGAACAGCCACGUCAGUUACAUGAACCACCCCCGUCACCUGGAGCUGCAGUCCUAUCUUCAGAGCCCCUGGAGUCUGUGACAGCCAAGUGCCCAUCCAGGACCGGAACUGCAGGUCCUAGGCACCGCCAUGACCCCCACAAGGCUGGACUGAGCCACUAUGUGAAGCUCUUCAGCUUCUAUACUAAGAUGCCUGUGGAGAAGAGGGCUCUUGAGAUAGUAGAGAAGUGCCUAGACAAGUAUUUCCAGCACCUUUGCAAUGACCUGGAGGUAUUUGCUGCUCAUGCUGGCCGUAAGAUUGUGAAGCCAAAGGACUUAUUGCUGCUGAUGCGACGGCAGGGACUGGUGACUGAUCAAAUCUCUCUGCACGUGCUCGUGGAGCGGUACCUGCCCUUGGAGUACCGGCAACAACUUAUCCCCUGUGCAUUCAGUGGCAAUUCUGUCUUCCCUGCACAGUAGGACCAGGCCUUCCCUGGCACCUACUCUCUCUACCUUGGAAAUCUUGAACCCUACACAAUCAUGAAGGGUCCCUCAUCUAGCACCAAGAAAGUCUCACAAAUGGAUUCUUCUGCUUUGUGGUGCCUGCCCAGAUUGCCUUCCCACGGCCUGAAAAAGAAUAUGAAUUAAAGAAUUUUAUACU